Messenger RNA from Salvia miltiorrhiza (redroot sage), 1497 nucleotides. Its product is annotated as triacylglycerol lipase OBL1-like. Gene Ontology annotation, biological process: lipid metabolic process. The transcript is spliced from 5 exons. Gene Ontology annotation, molecular function: triacylglycerol lipase activity. The record is from RefSeq and is a predicted model, not a curated record. NCBI's taxonomy places the organism in Eukaryota, Viridiplantae, Streptophyta, Magnoliopsida, Lamiales, Lamiaceae. Bases 21 to 1370 code for a protein of 449 amino acids.
AAUUAAUAUCAUCAAAUCAUAUGGAUGUUGAGAAACCCCAAAAGUAUCUUUCAUUGAAGCCUGGGCGCACCAACAUCCUGGGCAUUUUUCGUGUUCUAUCAUCCCAUGAUUACACAGAAGAAUGCAGAGAUUUCAUAGAGUCGGCGGAGGUGAAGGAAGAAGAAAUGGUUGAGCAUAGAGUGGUUGUUUUUGCGUCAGUCUUGGCUCAGAAACUGAUUCAAUAUAUCGCUAAGCCCCUCUCCUUGCUGGGCUCAGGAUUGGAGAUGUGCUUCAACAUUCUAUGUAAUAAUACUAAUUUCAACGUCUUCUUCCACAACUUGCUCAGAGGGAAGGUGGUGGUGCCGAGUGAAAAAUCUGCUAGUUUUGUAUCAAUGAUUGGUAUUAUGGAUAAGAGGGUGGAUUUGGACAACAACAUUGAAAGAGGAACUAACAAAUACUUUGCAUCUCUCUGUGCAAUCGCAUCAAAAUUAGCCUACGAAAAUGACCAUUACAUCCAAACCAUAGUUGAAAAUACAUGGAAGAUGGAGUUCUUGGGCGCAUUUAGCUUUUGGGAUGACAGAUAUGAAGCAGAUACAACACAAGCUUUCUUGUUCCGGGACUGCAGCACCACUCCUGACACCAUCGUGGUAGCCUUCCGAGGCACCGAACCAUUCAACGCUAACGAUUGGAUUACCGACUGCGACAUAUCAUGGUGCAAGCUGCCCAACAUCAAAGGCCGAGUCCACUGCGGCUUCGUCAGAGCCCUCGGCCUCAUGCACCACGAUGACGACGCACGUCAACAUGCUUACGCCGCCAUCACGCAAUUGCUGCGCGGCCAUCUCAAGGCCGUAAAAUUGAUCGUGACGGGGCACAGCCUAGGCGGGGCGCUAGCCAUUCUCUUCGCUGCGGCCCUAGUGAUGCACGACGAGGCUGGGGUGCUGGAGAGGUUAGAAGCUGUGUACACGUUUGGGCAGCCGAGAGUGGGAGAUGCAAGAUUUGGGAAGUUUAUGGAGGAGCGAUUUAAGGAUUGGGGAGUUGAGUAUUACAGAUUUGUGUACAGUUACGAUAUUGUGCCGAGGCUCCCAUUCGACACGAAGGCCCUCAUGUUUAAGCAUUUUGGGACAUGCAUCUACGUCGAUACCCUCUACCAGGCAAAGAUUGUAGAAGAAGAACCACUGAAGAACUACUUCGACUGUGGGUCGAUGGUUUCAAAGAGAGUAGAUGCAAUGUGGGAGGUGGUAAGAAGCUUUCUUCUACCUCGCAUGUUCGGACCAUAUUAUAAGGAAGGGUUUGUGUUGUUAAUGAUUCGAAUGAGCGGCCUCCUAUUCCCUGGUUUACCUGAUCAUGGACUUCAAGAUUACAUCAACGCUACUCGAUUGGCACUUUAUUGAUCCUUCAUAAUCAUACUUUGUAUACACAACUUUCAACAUUUUUUAAAAAAAUGUCCACAACUAUUACAUAUUUUCCACUUUAAAAACUCUGAACUUUGGGAGAAAAAAAUAAUUAUUGUUCCACCUU